CGCCAUACACUUCAUACUAUCCGCUCCCCUCCAUUCCCUUCUCCCGUGCUCGCGCUCUUCGCCGAGCACAUCGAGUCCAUCCCUACUGCCUUCAGAACGCAUUUCACACGAGUCCGUUAGAUCUCUUCGCUGCCCGCAGCCAUCAGAUCGCCCCACCGACUUCGUCACCUUCUAGAAGGCCACUUCGAUUUUAUCGAACAUUGCGCAAUAAAGCAGAAUACUAACACUCCCAGGAAUCUUUAGCUAGAGUCUCUUGGAGCUCGUUCGACUACUGUUGAAGCUUCGAUCCUCGGUCGACGCAUUCAGUUGCCUCUCGUCUGAGAUCCCUCUGCAAUUGAUACCUAUCAGAGUCAGUCAUCAUGGCCACAGCAUCAGUAUCAACGCCCCUCAAGUCCCACAAGGGGCUCUUCUCUUCCCGUACCGCCGGCGGACGGAUGCCUCUUACACCCUCGCCAAGACGGUCGACGCCGAGCGCUGUCGCCAAUGUGAGCUCGUCGCCGUAUACGCCUGAGGGGCGCCAGGGUAACGCAGCGCCCAAGUCUACCUACGGUGGAAACUUGAUGGCGCAUCUCACCCGAUCUGCUUCCAAGCCUGCGCACCGCGAGUCUCCCAAGUCCAACAUUGCCCGCGGUGUCCAGACUCCCCGCAAAGCCCUAGAAUUGGGAGUGUCGGACUUUGCCCUCACAGGAACGGGCAAGACACCUGCCAGCGCCAAGUCAAAGAAGGCUCCUCUGCGUCAAAAGUCACAGAAGACGACCAUCAGCUACACUGGCGAUCGCUUCAUCCCCAACAGAUCAGCGAGCUCCGCCAUCUCCAACGCUGGCUCCAGCAAGCUGAGCGCCGGUGAUCGCCAGCGACCCAAAAGCCGGGACACGGAUAGCUCCUCAGUCCUCUCGACCGCCGCUGAUGAUGCCGCGGCUGCCCUCGAGAGCCUCAACAUCAACGACGAGGAUGAGGCAGAUAGCUACUCUCGGCCGUCUCCCAACACAGUGGCCUACCAGGACUCUCUGGCCAGCGCGUGCGGCGUUAGCCUGAACACUCGAAUUCUCGAAUUCAAGCCUGCGCCUCCGGAGUCCUCCAAGCCCAUCGAUCUCCGUCAGCAGUACAACCGCCCCCUCAAGUCUGCGACUACGAACUCGGCCCAGCUUCGCCGACGUAUUGCCACCGCUCCUGAGCGUGUUCUCGAUGCUCCUGGCUUGAUUGACGACUACUACCUCAACCUGCUCGACUGGAGCUCUGGUAACCAGGUCGCGAUUGGCCUUGAGCGCAGUGUUUACGUUUGGUCCGCUGACGAGGGCAGCGUCAGCUGCUUGCUCGAGAGCCCUGCCGACACGUAUGUCAGCAGCGUCAAGUGGUCCGACGACGGCGCUUAUGUCGGGGUCGGUCUUGGGACAGGAGAGGUCCAAAUUUGGGACGUUGCUGAGGGCCAGAAGAUCCGAAGCAUGUUCGGUCACGAUACCCGCGUUGGUGUCAUGGGCUGGAGCAAGCACCUGCUCUCCACCGGCGCCCGCAGCGGCCUUGUUUUCAACCACGAUGUCCGCGUCGCCGAGCAUAAGGUGGCCGAGCUCGUUUCUCACACAUCAGAGGUCUGUGGUCUGGAGUGGCGAUCCGACGGUGCUCAGCUCGCUACUGGCGGCAAUGACAACCUCGUGUCCAUCUGGGAUGCUCGCUCUCUGUCGGUGCCCAAGUUCACCAAGACCAACCACAAGGCUGCUGUCAAGGCGCUCGCUUGGUGCCCCUGGAAUAUGAACCUCUUGGCUACCGGCGGUGGCUCCUACGACCGCCACAUUCACUUCUGGAACUCGACUUCGGGCGCGCGCGUCAACAGCAUCGACACUGGCUCUCAGGUCACGUCGCUUCGCUGGAGCCCUCACUACCGAGAGAUUGUCAGCUCCAGCGGCUUCCCCGACAACUCUCUGAGCAUCUGGAGCUACCCUACCCUAGUGCGCAAUGUAGAGAUCCCCGCCCAUGAAAGCCGUGUCCUGCACAGCUGCCUGAGCCCGGAUGGCCAAAUGCUUGCCACAGCCGCUGCCGACGAGAGUCUCAAGUUCUGGAAGGUCUUUGAGAAGAAGGCGGGAGCCGCUGGUGCCGUUGGCGGUACUGGAGCUUCGAGCAAGGCCAACAUGGUCAAGCAGAUGACCAUCCGAUAAUCGCGUGUCGUACCAGAUCGCCAAUGGUAGGUAUGGACGGUUUCAUUCACAACUCGAUGUCACAAGCGGUGAUUUUUGAGCAUGGCGCUUGGAGUUUCUGCGUACGGGUUCCGCACGUGGUACGAAAGUGCUUCUCCACGCUGAAGAAAAGGAAUGGGGCAGUCUGAACAUGAGCUACGAUGGCACGUCACGACGAUGAGACUGGGCCUUUGAGAGAGAAAUGGCUGUGUGCAGGUUGAGAGUGAAGAGUGUUUGUUUGCAAUACAGUAACAGAUAGUUUUUUGAGGUAAACAAUGCCGUAGAGUGGCAUUCCGGGAGUCUCUUUUUUGUCUGUUGAAGGGUGAUGCAAGGCAGUCACGGCUGGCUCUCAGCGGCUCCUCGCUACUAAGCAAAGAAGGUCGCUCGCUUGCUUAGGACGCUGGGGUGCUUGGACCUCA
Molecule: messenger RNA, 2587 nt
Organism: Purpureocillium takamizusanense
Lineage: Eukaryota; Fungi; Ascomycota; Sordariomycetes; Hypocreales; Ophiocordycipitaceae
Gene: slp1
Product: WD repeat-containing protein slp1
Exons: 2
Coding region: 360-2150 (596 amino acids)
Biological process (GO): positive regulation of anaphase-promoting complex-dependent catabolic process; positive regulation of ubiquitin protein ligase activity; anaphase-promoting complex-dependent catabolic process
Cellular component (GO): anaphase-promoting complex
Molecular function (GO): anaphase-promoting complex binding; ubiquitin ligase activator activity; protein binding
Source: RefSeq, a predicted model, not a curated record